AAGGGCCGAGGACAUGUCUCCAUCUCCUGGGACUGGACAGGAUGGGUUGAAAGGGGGGUUACAGGGCGUGUGUGGAGAGGACUGCCAGGCUCUGCCCCUUAAAGUUAGGGGCUGGCGAAGGCAGCACCCCAGUCCAGAGACUGCUGCUCAUCUGAGAGGGUCCAGAGGGAAGGUGGGAGGCGAGCAGAAUGGCCAGACCCCUGCAGCGGCCUGCCGGGCUCGGACCUUUCGUUCUGCUGUGGCUGCUGCUGCCCGCGCCAAUUGGGCGCGGGGUCCAGGCCGGACGGGCCUGGCCCGUGCCGCGCUGCCCAGCGGCCUGCGAACCCAUGCGCUGCCCUCCGCUGCCCCGGUGCUCGGCGGGGACCGCGCCGGUGCUCGACCGCUGCGGGUGCUGCCGGGUCUGCGCCGCGGCCGAGGGCGAGGCCUGCGGCGGGCCGCUGGGCCGGCCGUGCGCCCCGGGACUGCAGUGCCGCGCGCCGCGCGCGCCCCGGCUCCUCGGCGGCCUCCCGCUGGGCACCUGCGGCUGCCUGGAGGCUGGGGCGACAGUGUGCGGCAGCGACGGGCGGACCUACCCCAGCCUGUGCGCGCUCCGCGCCGAGAACCGCGCCGCGCGCCUCCGUGGUGCGCUCCCGGCAGUGCCGGUGCAGAAGGGGGGCUGUGGGGACCCAGGGACCGAAAGUGCAGGCUGGCUCAGGAACAAGUUCAACUUCAUCGCCUCGGUGGUGGAGAAGGUGGCCCCGUCCGUGGUUCAUUUACAGCUGUUCCGCAGGUCGCCUCUCGGCAGUGAGGAUGUUCCUGUGUCCAGUGCCUCUGGGUUCAUAGUGUCUGAGGAUGGGCUCAUUGUUACCAACGCCCAUGUCCUCACUAACCAGCAGCGGAUCCAGGUGGAGCUGCAGAGUGGGGUCCAGUAUGAAGCCACCGUCAAGGACAUUGACCAUAAACUGGAUCUUGCCCUGAUCAAGAUUGAGCCAAAUACUGACCUCCCUGUAUUGCUGCUGGGAAAGUCAUCUGACCUGCGAGCUGGCGAGUUCGUGGUGGCCUUGGGGAGCCCGUUUUCACUGCAGAACACAGUGACGGCAGGAAUUGUCAGCACUACCCAGCGAGGGGGCAAAGAGCUUGGGCUGAAGGAUUCAGACAUGGAUUAUAUCCAGACGGAUGCCAUAAUUAAUCACGGGAAUUCUGGGGGGCCUCUGGUGAACUUGGAUGGUGAUGUGAUUGGCAUAAACACACUGAAGGUGACUGCAGGAAUCUCCUUUGCAAUUCCCUCGGAUCGCAUUCGGCAGUUCUUGGCCGAAUUCCAUGAGCGCCAGCUGAAAGGAAAGGCUCUCUCACAGAAGAAAUAUCUGGGUCUGCGCAUGCUACCCCUCACAAUGAACCUGCUUCAAGAAAUGAAAAGGCAAGAUCCAGAAUUCCCUGACGUGGCUUCUGGGAUUUUUGUGCAUGAGGUGAUUCAAGGAACAGCUGCUGAAAGCUCUGGGUUGAAAGACCACGAUGUAAUUGUCAGCAUAAACGGACUGCCUGUCACCACGACAACCGAUGUGAUUGAAGCUGUUAAGGCCAAUGAUUCACUUUCCCUCCUGGUUCGUCGGAAAAGUCAAACUUUGAUCCUGACAGUCACACCUGAGAUAAUCAAUUAAAAGCCUUGCUUUAAAGAUAAAUUAUCAUCUAACAAAACCAAAGCUACAUUACCUGGUUUGUAUUGAGGAUGUGCCAGUGAUGGCAAGGGGUUUUAGGAUCUCUUUCUUUUGAAGAAAAAUGUGUGCUUUUAAAACACACAUACACACAUUCCAGAACCAUCAGGUUGGGGGUGUUACAAUCGCUGCUGAGAAGCCUAAGGGAAGUAGAAGGACAUGGUGCCAGGAAGUCUGGGGAGCUGAUAAAAUUUUAUUUAACAACAGGAAACAGCUGAAAACAGGCAGUUUCUAAUUUAUCCUGAUGGAAGGACAUUUUAGUACUAUAAAACUUCUCUAUAGCCAUAAACUGGAUAUAACACCACACACACACACACACACACACACACAUACAUCUAUCUACCAAUAUUAAGAAACUGAAUCCAGAGUGCAAAGGAAAUCACAUUUUUAAUAUUAUUCCUUUACUCAAACAGUUUUUCAGGUUUAUCACAUUUGGCCAGGGUUUGUAAAUACAGAGGAUGCUCAUCACUUAGAAGUCACACUGAAAAGUAACCAAUUUGGAUGGUCACAGAGUAUAGAUUCUCAGGUUGUCAGCUAGCAGUGGAAACAACUCUGGUUCCCAUCAGCUUUUCUGUGAGGAGGGCUUCUAUAAAAUAUUCUAUAAAAUAGAAACUCUAAUAAUUUAGACUUUUACCUCUUUACCCAAGUUCUUCCUGGAAACAUUCAUGAUCAGUGAUUUUGAGUCUGAAAGCUGCCACAGUUUAUUUAUUUUUUAAAAAUAACUUUUGAUGGGGUUUGUGAAUAUCUUUAGGGAUUUUUUUUUUUAAGUGUGAGAUGAAGCAGGAUUUGUGGUUUAAAGUAGUAUCUUAUUUGGGGCAGGAUUUCAAUUUUAGUUUUCCAGAUUUUUCUUAAAAGUGAGUUUUUCUUUUUAAAAAGGGGCAUCCUUGAACUCUCAAGUUCUAUGCAGAAAUUUUAAGUUUAUGUGCAUUUUUCUGGGGAGAAGGUUCAAUUUCUUCAGGACCCAUAGCAAUUUAAAAUAUACUGCCUUAGACUACAGAGAUUAUAAAUAAGAAUCUAUCGAUUUACAGUUACAAAGAAGUUGAGGUCAAUGUGGUACAGAACUUUCAAGACAAGAGAAUAAUCUGUUUUCAUUUUUACAUAAUUGACACCAUUUAAUACCAUAAGAAGAGCGGUCAUAUUAAUCAGGGAUAAUAAAGCUGAAACUUUCAGGAAAACUGCUUCAUAAUGAUAGAGAGUAUCCAGUUAUUUUAACUGGGAUUCUUGGCUUUUAUGUCAAUAAUUACGAGACUAAACUUUGAGCGGUUCUACCUUGAUUGUUCCUAGAAUUUAUACACUGCCCAAAUAGCAGGCUCUUUGUAAACCCCCCUUUUACUUUACACUUAACAGUUCUUUUCAACUCAGAUUGUAAGGGAUGGGAACUAAGUUUUAAAACCCACAAGUUUAGAACAUUUUUUUUAAUCCCCUGUGAUGUGGGAACUUGAAAGCUUGGCUGUCUCUUUCCCUAUGACUGACUGUUGUAGCCCACAGUGAGAAACUUCGGUACCAUGCUUAUUUUGACAAAUGUGUUUGGUUUCUGUUUCCCACAAGUCACAUCCUAAUUCUAUCUAGCACUCAGCAGUAAUAUUCUUUAAGGAAGAGUCUGUUUUUCUUUCCAAGGAUGUGAGGCUCUUCAUUUUAUAUUAUGUAAUCAUGAAGAGGAGAUUUAGAGUUACUUGUAUGAUUUUUUUUUUUAAUCUGUCUAUAACACGGGCUUUCUAAAUUGGUAAAUGAUACCUUUUCAAUAGGAAAAUUCUGCCAAGAGUAUAGCUGAACCCAGACAUAU
Messenger RNA from Bubalus bubalis (water buffalo), 3474 nucleotides. RefSeq names its product HtrA serine peptidase 4 (gene HTRA4). Gene Ontology annotation, biological process: programmed cell death; positive regulation of apoptotic process; proteolysis. Gene Ontology annotation, cellular component: extracellular region. The record is from RefSeq and is a predicted model, not a curated record. Bases 189 to 1637 code for a protein of 482 amino acids. Gene Ontology annotation, molecular function: protein binding; serine-type endopeptidase activity. Lineage: Eukaryota; Metazoa; Chordata; Mammalia; Artiodactyla; Bovidae. The transcript has 9 exons.